Humulus lupulus (European hop) is the source of this 1137-nucleotide messenger RNA. RefSeq lists its product as uncharacterized. The transcript has a single exon. Bases 1 to 1137 code for a protein of 378 amino acids. Gene Ontology annotation, molecular function: catalytic activity. NCBI's taxonomy places the organism in Eukaryota, Viridiplantae, Streptophyta, Magnoliopsida, Rosales, Cannabaceae. The record is from RefSeq and is a predicted model, not a curated record.
AUGGAUAGAAUUCUUGUUUGGAAUGUUCAAGGGAUUAAUGGCCAGCACAAACAUAAGGAAAUCAGGCAGCUGAUUUAUUCAAAAAAGGUUGGUUUGGUUAGUCUUCUUGAAACCAAAGUUAAGAAUAAAAGUAUGGGUGACAUGUAUAUGAAUUUGUUUCCUGGUUGGUGCUUUACUAAUAAUAAUUCUUGGUUAGAUAAAGGGAGGAUAAUAGUUGCUUGGAACCCUUCUAUAUAUUCUAUUGAUAUUAGGAGGUGUACUAGUCAAAUGAUUCACUGUAUUGCUCAAACAAGCCAGAAUUCUGAGAAGUUUCAUAUAACUUUUGUUUAUGGGUUUAAUGAAGUAGGAGGAAGAGAAGUUUUGUGGCAAGAUUUAAAAGAUCUCAAGUCCAAUAUUGAUGAGUCGUGGAUGAUUGUAGGAGAUUUUAAUGAGAUUUUGAACUAUGAUGAAAGAGCUGGCAGCAAGAAUCAUAAGAAGUCUUCUGAUAGUUUUAAGGAGUGUGUGAUGUAUUGUCAAAUGGAGGACCUUAAGUUUUCAGGGUGCUUCUUCACUUGGAAUAACAAGCAGAAGCCAGAAGAAAGAAUUUUCUCUAAUAUUGAUCGUGCUUUGGUGAAUCUGAAAUGGACAGACUCUUUUGUGAAUUCAGAUGUUGUUUUCCUUCCGGAAGGGGAAUUUGAUCACUGUCCUAUUUUGAUCCCGUUCUAUCAAGAUGUUAGUACAGGGAAGAAGCCUUUUAGAUACUUUAGCAUGUGGAAAACAGCCCAGAAUUAUAAGACAGAGGUUCGGCAAAGCUGGCAGAUUCUUAUCACUGGUACUCCUAUGUAUCAAUUGGUGGGUAAAAUGAAGAGGCUUAAGAGUGUGUUUAGAACUAUUAACAUGGAGGGAUUUAAUGAGAUUCACAAGGCUGUUUUGCAAGCUAAACAAGUGAUGCCAGAUACUCAGGCAGCUCUGCAUAUGGAUCCUAGGAAUACUGAUCUAAUGGAACAAGAGCAAUCGGCCAGAGACAGAUACUCUUAUUACCAACAAGCUCACAAUUAUUUUCUAGCUCAAAAAGCUAAAAUUGAUUGGGUUCAAAAUGGUGAUGAGAAUACAGCUAUUUUCCACGCUUCUUUGAAAGCCCAGAGAGCCAGUAAUUGA